AUGGGACAGUCCUCUUCUACGCAACGUGAUCCAUCCAACACUGGCUAUCCGGCACACCUUGCACCAUUCCCGAUACCGCGUGGCCCUAACACAAGGGAUGAAAAUAUGAAUCAUAGACAGGCGGCUGAACACAACGGAGAGGGUGGUUUGCCACCCCGGACAGACAUAAACACACACUCCAGGAGCGACCAAGAUAUGGCAUCCGACCGGCCAGGCCGGUUCUCCGCUGGGGGUUCGCAACCCAUGCGGAGUAUCGAGGAGGAGGACGGGCCCGAAUAUGAGCUCCCACCCCGCGAAUUCCGCACCGCGGCAUUUGCUCGAAUGGCAGCCCGAAGACAAUCGACCAUGUCAAGGCUGGGCUCUAGGCUUCUUCCCAAUUCAGUCAUUCGUGGACUUCUCAACAGUCAAGAAGAGACCCCGGCAGAGGGACAUGCACAUCGACAUGGCCUAGUUCCUAUGCCCAUUCCAAGAUCCGAGACUGCUCACACAUCCGGUCGGUUUAGUGCGUUCAAUUCACUCAGCUCCAGAGGAAUUACUCGGCGCCGAUCUGCUCGUGCCCCAUAUUUUAUUCCACCUCGCGCGGAGUCUGCUGGAAUUCCAGAUGCACCAGCAAACCCGACAUACAUCGACUCUCCAUCUCAGAUACCCGAGCCCACAAGAGCAUCCUGGCGUCGUAGUGUCAGGCUGCAGCGCAUGCGCCAUUCGAUUUCAUCUCCCAUUUCUCACAUGUUCGGCCAGCCACACUCAGAUUUGCGGCCUCACGAAAGCCCGGAAUAUCAAAUGUCAGAUCCCUUAUUUGAUGACAGGGCUAUGGACACGCGUCUGGACUUCGGCGAACCGCCUCAUGAACUUGAUUCAGUAGAACCAGCCAUCCAGGCUGGGAGGCCGGCAGCUGGUUCAUCUCCCGCCCCGCCGAGUCCUGCUUUGAUGCGCCGAUUGCCUGGGAUCAUUCGAGCAAGAUCAUCCAGAGUCCUGCGGCGAGAGGAGCAAACACCUCUGUCAAGGGUUCUUCAGCUUGCCGCAUCCGCAAUUGCAGCUCAGCUAUCUGGCACUGCCGGUCCUGCGUUGCCUAAUAUCCAGGCAUUGGGCAAUGAUGGAUUAGAUGGCUCGUUGGAGAAUUUCAUCCAGAGUUUGCAGCACGCGACUUCUGCGCAAGCUCAACCGACUGCAACAGGAGAGGGCCCGAGCAACAAUGCAAAUGGAGCACCCUCACAUCCCGUCAAUUUCUUGCGUGUGUUCCGAUUUGCCAAUUCAGAAUCUCCCACAGGCCCAGGCGCUUCAGGACAGAGCGCGAAUGGUGCCGGCGACCGUGGAACCCAAACUGAUGGAAUGGACAUAGACGAGCCUUCUGAAGGCGAAGGACGAACAGUUACACUAGUUGUCGUUGGAGUUCGGUCCGUCCCGGCUGGAAACGGAGGUAAUACUGAACAGCAACAGCACGCCAGUCCGGGCCCCGGUCUAGAUGCUUUGCUUGGUCUACCAUUUUUGCCACCAAAUACUAUCCCACGGCCUCCGGGUGCCACUGGUGAACCUACCCAACCGGGCGAUGUGCGAUCUAGAUUGAAUCUUCCUAGGCAACCAGGUCAUGCAGGACACGCCCCCGCCGGAGCUACAGAAUUUCCACGCCCGUCGGUCCCCAAUACCUUCAGAAGAAUGUCUGAUGCCGGGCCCCGUGCUGCAUUCCCAUCCUACCAUCCCUCCGGUUUCUCAGAAAGCCCCCCGGGACCGCACCCACCUCCAUCAACCCCAGCUGAACAAGGAAUGUCUGCUUUGUCCUCCGGCACUUCGACUCCGAGCCGUAGACCAUCCUCUGCUUCAGCAAUUGCUCCAGAUAUUCUACCCCAUCUUCAUGAAGGCCAGGCAAUGCAACCGACGGCGGAGACGUUGGAAGAGCCUAUUGCAUUCAAUACCGCUCGUCAGCGACGCCGAAGUGAUUCUGAGUAUGCUCGUCAUCGGGCCCUCGGCUCUGGUGCUGUUCGACGCAAUGGCAUGGUUGAACCCGAUCAACCCCCACCAAGCGGAGGUCGCAGUUGGUUAAUCUAUGUUGUUGGAACCAACCUCUCUGAAAACCACCCGGCUUUGACGACACCAAGCCUUUUCACCGAUAACCCGACCUACGAGGAUAUGAUCCUGCUUUCAUCACUGUUGGGUCCAGCUAAACCCCCCGUCGCCUCUCAAACCGACGUCAACUCCGCCGGCGGACUAUUCCGUCUUGUUGAGUAUGCAGGUUCAUUGGUCGCCGAAGCCGUGGAAGGCGCUGGCGCCAUUCAAAUCCAAGAUGGAGAGCGCUGUUUAAUCUGCCUGAGUGAUUAUGAGGUGGCCGAGGAAGUUCGAGAGUUGGGUAAAUGCAAACAUGUCUUCCACAAGGACUGCAUAGACCAGUGGUUAACCACCGGGAGAAACUCUUGCCCUCUGUGCCGAGGUCAAGGCGUCAACGAAACCCCCCAGCAACGACUCCAACACCGACAACCCGGCACCCAAUCCUGCUCCUGCUCCUGCUCCUGCUCCUGCUCCUGCUCCCGCUCCCGCUCCCGCUCCCGCUCCAGAUGGCACAGCCGUCUGACCCCUUCCACCAAGCAUGGGCAAACCAGCCAUGUGAGCAACUCCCAACUCUGA
Penicillium samsonianum is the source of this 2616-nucleotide messenger RNA. RefSeq lists its product as uncharacterized. The record is from RefSeq and is a predicted model, not a curated record. Lineage: Eukaryota; Fungi; Ascomycota; Eurotiomycetes; Eurotiales; Aspergillaceae. The transcript is spliced from 3 exons. Bases 1 to 2616 code for a protein of 871 amino acids.